AUGGCAAAGUCACAUACUCAAGGCGGAAUUUCUCACCCCAGACGUUCUCCAAAACUACUUCAGGAUAGUGAUGCACCGAUUAAUAAUUCGUCUGUAACUGCUCCUAAACCUAACCAACCAACCGGUCCUAAAGCAAUCCCCGUGGUCAAUGCAGCAGCUCCCGCACUUGACGAUGAAGCCGCAGCUGCCGCAGUGGCGCCCACAGCAGCUCCGGUGGCACUUGCCGCAAUGGUUCCACCAGCUGUGGCGCCAGCGACGGCCCCUGUGACCAUUCCCGCUCCCGCUGAUCCAGCUACCGUUGCAGCGGUAGCGGCUGUGGAUGCGGCAGCGGUCGUUACCACCCCGCUAGCGGCUGGGACCGCCGCACCGGCGGUGAUAACACAUGCAACUACUCCCGCUGUAAGGACGACCAUUGUCCGAUUCUAUAUGUCAUAA
Molecule: messenger RNA, 435 nt
Organism: Folsomia candida
Lineage: Eukaryota; Metazoa; Arthropoda; Collembola; Entomobryomorpha; Isotomidae
Product: cyclin-dependent kinase inhibitor 1C-like
Exons: 2
Coding region: 1-435 (144 amino acids)
Source: RefSeq, a predicted model, not a curated record